Molecule: messenger RNA, 676 nt
Organism: Vicia villosa (hairy vetch)
Lineage: Eukaryota; Viridiplantae; Streptophyta; Magnoliopsida; Fabales; Fabaceae
Product: phospholipase A2-beta-like
Exons: 4
Coding region: 67-495 (142 amino acids)
Biological process (GO): phospholipid metabolic process; pollen germination; lipid catabolic process
Molecular function (GO): A2-type glycerophospholipase activity; calcium ion binding
Source: RefSeq, a predicted model, not a curated record
ACCAAUGGUGAUAAAAUAAGAGAAGACCAAAUCACGACUCUUUCGCAAUACGCCCAAAAUCCAAAAAUGACUUCACGCGUCGAUAUCUCACGCGCCACCGCCGCAUUCGCCUUCGUCUCUCUCAUCCUCUCCGCCGUAUUCCGCUGCUCCGCCGCCGAUGGAAAUUGCAGCAGGAAAUGCAUUGCAGAGCAAUGUGACACGAUGGGAAUCAAAUACGGAAAGUAUUGCGGGGUAGGUUAUUCGGGUUGUGCCGGCGAGAAACCGUGUGAUGAUGUUGAUGCGUGUUGCAUGACUCAUGAUGAUUGUGUUGGUGAAUUCGGAAUGACUGAUGUAAAAUGCCAUAACAAGUUUAAGAAGUGCUUAACCAAGGUACAGAAAUCUAGGAAAGUUGGAUUUUCGAAAAAGUGUCCGGUUAGCACGGUAGUGCCUACCAUGAUAAGGGGCAUGGACUUAGCCAUCAUGCUGAGCCAAUUUAGUAACAAUGCUGAACUGUAAAAACAUUCUAACCCCAUUGAUAUAAUAGGCGAUAUCUCAUUUAGAAACCUCUUUUGAUUCGGGAAUGCGUUUCUCAAUCAUCUUACCGAGCUUGGUAAUUAAGCCAAUCUUUUUGUUCUACUUACCAUGUUGUGAUUUAAUUUGUGAUGUCCCAAAAGAAUCCAAUUGUGUUUUUGUGCAA